Molecule: messenger RNA, 1800 nt
Organism: Prorocentrum cordatum
Lineage: Eukaryota; Dinophyceae; Prorocentrales; Prorocentraceae
Source: the annotation of a GenBank genome assembly
GGGCGCUCGACUUUUCUAGCUCCCGGCUCUCCACGACGUCCCAAGAGCCCCCCAAGAUCGUCCCGAGACGGGUCCGUGGCCGUUCUGGCUCAAGACGUGUCGGCUGAGCAUCGACACCGGUGUAGGUCUGGCAGCGCAGAUGAGUAGCUGUUGGUCGGCCAAAGCUGUCGAAACGGAUGACGGCGUGAAGGUAUUCUGGAGUGGGCAUCUUACCAAGGGACACGCUGACAGGCGGCAUGCGUGGCUUCAUGAGUACUCCGAGGCCCAGCUGGAGAUUAAGGCCUCCAUGCCGCCUUUCAACAACGCGAACAAGAUGGAUGUGCCUGCGUUCGUAGAACAGUUCAAUGUUCCCACUUUUGGGCCAAACAUCGCCAAUUCGGUCAUGCGUAUCUUUUCGAAUGAAGCGAUUCUGCGCGUUGCCAAACAGCUCGGCGUCGUGAUUCCAGCUUACGUGCUUAGCACCUUCGUCCAGGAUAAGAUGGUGAAAGUGCACGACAUGAUCAGGUACGCUCGACAAACCGCCGCGAUCGCCGACAAGAACGCGGGCGCCAUCGACAAGCUUGAGAGGUUUGUGCAAGCGUUCAAGGCGCUCGAUAGCAAAUCGGUCCCCGACGUUGCCUCCUGGCAGGCGUUUAUCCUGGAGCACGUGCCAGCAGGGUGGGAGUCGAGGCUCCAUUUCGACCACCUGCUCGAGAACUUCGGCUUCGCAAAGGAGGCCUCCGACGAGCUGAGGGCAGCGCAGUUCGUGAAGGAGGACGGGGAGACUGUAACGUUUGAGCAGCACGCUUAUCGUUGGCUCAGCAAGGCCUUCUCCGCGUAUGGCCCUAACGGAGCGCUCACGGACGUGGUCAACUUGGUGUUCGCCAUGUCUGGCGCUUCUGCUAAAGGUCUCAGCGACUUGGACGUCGCCAGGCAGAUCGACCAGUUCACCAGCAAGGUCAUGGCCGGAGACUUGAAGGGCCUGUGGGUUCCGAACAAGUUCUUCAUGGACUGCGAGGUGGACGACUGCAUGUGCUGGGCGCUCCUUCAGUACAUCCACGAGACGAGGGGCACGACCCUCCACGUCCUGGCGCAGAUGCCGCCUGAUAAGGAGCUGGACGUGCUGGAGAAGCGCUGGGCGCAGCUGCCGGGCUGCGAGGUCUGGCGGGACCCCGACUGCCGCAACGCCAAGGCGAUCAGGACUGGCCACGGCAUUUGAGUGAGGCCUCGCGCCGGUCGCCAUGAAGGGCCGGUCCCAGUGGAAGACCCCGGCCCAGGACCCGCCUCUUUCAGGACCCCCUCCCUUCGGGCCAAGGCGGAGCAAAGUAGGAUUCACAGCUGAAUCAUGGGGCCAGACGCACGCGCGCACACAAGGCGGCCGCAGCACACCUCGGCUGCGCACGCCGCCCAGAGCCAACGCGAACAGACACCCACAUUUGAUUCGGGGUCACUGCGCUCUGCCAACGACUGAUCUUCUGGUCGCGCCGACGACCAAGGAGUCCGUGGGGGGCUCAUCUGCAUGUGUGAUAAGCCUGCACCUUGCACCCCUCUUCUGCUCGGUGAGCAGCUCCGCGCCAUCCUCCUCUCUCGUCCGUCCUCUGUCCUGCGUUCCUCGUCUUCCUCGCCCCUCUCCUCGGCCCCCGCCCGACAUAGCUCGCUGACGUCUGUACUGGAGAUCGCCUGCCUCGCAACAAGAAAUGACCGUCCCGAGGCGGGACGAGAGGCCUCCAAUCGAAGGAGACAAAACGCCAUAAAACAUAAGCUUUUGGCGCUCCGCGCGGAUUUCUGGGAUCCGCGCUGUGGCCCCCCUGCGGCGCCUCC